AGAAUAUUAAAAGAAAACUCCAAAAAGUGGUAAAAGUAAACGGAAACAUUUAAGAUGCGUAGAAGAGCUGCGCAUGGCAGGCUGCUGUUGCUUUGCCUGUGGGCAACAGCGGCGAUGGCGCACAUUCGCAUCGAGGCGCCUGAAGUGCAUUUUGCACCCAGCUAUAAGCCAGCAUUUGUGCGAGCUGCAGUGGAGAGCAUGCCUCUUGAGGAUGAAGCUGGUGCACUCAGCCGGUUCAGCAUUCGCCCGACAUUCGGAGACACUUUUCUGCCACUGCGCAGCGCCGUUGAGAGCGUGCCCAGUAUCAACGAGAAGAACGCGGCACAGCUGCGGGAAUCCUCACCACUGAGGUCUUUUGUGCGUGACUCUGUGGAGGCGCAACCCAGUGACGAUGAGGAUGAGGACGAGUCAGAGUUAGAUGGACUCUCAGCUAGCUAUGUGCGUGAUAUACCAGAGGAGCAGCAACAGGAAAAGCUGACCCAGCUGGUUGAACCCGAUCCCUGGUCAGUUUCAGAUAAAUACGCAGCUUUCAUAGUGCCCAGCGCCGAUGACAACUAUCGACCACAACCUUAUCGCUUCGGUUCUCCGCAUCAGCAACUCCUCAAGGCUGUGGACAUUGAACAGCUGGAACACAUAGACGAGCUCGAUGGCUUUACGGAACAGCAGUAUUAUGGUGCUUUAGCUCAAGCUGAGCUCGCAGACGCUGGUGCCGCUUAUGGUGCCCUGUCCCAGGUGAAGGCAACAACACAAAAGAAGAACUACAACAUGGAACCGAAGGUACUGUGCUACAUGUCCAACUGGGCUUUCUAUCGCAAGGCAGAUGGACACUUUGUGCCCGAGCAACUUGACCCCAAGCUAUGCUCAGCUAUUGUCUACUCUUUUGCCUCCUUGGAUCCCGAUCAUUUGACCAUCCGCGAGUUUGAUCCCUGGGUGGAUAUUGAGAAUCAAUACUACAAACGUGUUAUCUCACUGGGCGUUCCGGUGCUCAUUGCCAUGGGUGGCUGGACGGAUUCCAGUGGCGACAAGUAUUCUCGCCUUGCCGGUGAUGAGAUCAAGCGCAAGGUGUUUGCAUCGAGUGCAACAGGAUUCCUUCAACGUUACGGCUUCAGUGGUCUGCACCUUGACUGGAAUUACCCCAAGUGCUGGCAGAGUGAUUGCACUAAGGGCCCCGCCAGCGAUAGACCCAAUCUUACUAAACUGUUGCGUGAGAUUCGCAGUGAGAUGAAACGCGUUAAUCCAAAGAUGCAAUUGGGCGUGGCCAUUUCCGGCUACAAGGAGAUCAUUAGCGAGGCAUACGAACUUGCUGCGCUCUCUGAGAUCGUGGACUACAUGACAGUGAUGAGCUACGACUAUCAUGGCUCCUGGGAGGGUCAGACCGGACAUGUAAGUCCGCUAUACGGCCGUCCCCAGGACAAGUAUCCGCAGUACAACACGGACUACACCAUGCAGCUGCUUGUGAAGAUGGGCGCUCGUCGUGAAAAGCUCAUCAUGAGCAUACCCUUCUACGGUCAGACCUUUACCCUGGAGCAGAGCAGUCAGCGUCUCAUUGGUGAGGGUGUUCCCACCAAUGGACCUGGCGACGCAGGCGAACUGACAAAACAGCCCGGCAUGCUGGCCUACUAUGAGAUAUGUCAACGCAUUCGCAAGCAAAAGUGGAAAACCGGCAGGGAUUCCGAUCGCAAGAGCGGUCCAUAUGCCAUGUCCGGGGAUCAGUGGGUUGGCUACGAGGAUGCAGCCAGCGUGGAGGCUAAAGCACGCUAUGCAGUCAACAAUGACUUUGGUGGCGUCGCUGCCUGGACAAUUGACUUGGAUGAUUUCCAGAAUCGCUGCUGCAGUGAAUCAUUCCCGCUACUCAAAGCGCUCAAUCGUGCCCUGGGUCGUCUCAAUUCGGAACCACCAACGAGAAGCAACUGCGAGCGACCAGCUCAACCCGUGACUCCGGUUCCGCCUCAAAUGACCACCAUAAGCAGCGACGGCUCUGCCGGAGGUGGAGCUCCUCAGCACGAUCACACCACUUCCUGGCCAAGUUGGGAAGCAAGCAGCAGUACCACCAGCAAACCUUCGACUAGUACUACUACCACCAAGCGACCCAAGACCACAACUACACCAGCCUGGUGGACUUCCACAACAACUAUUUCGACCACAAGCACAACAACUACGACAACAACAAAGCGUCCUGCCAAGCCUAAGCCUAAGCCGACCAAGACAACGCCACGUCCGGAGCAUACGACCAUACCAGUGCCUGCAUUGGUUUAUCCUGUUGUUCAGGCCUCGAACUGCGAGCCUGGAGAGUUCUAUCCGGAUCGAACAAACUGCAAUUCCUAUUACCAUUGUAUCAUUGCCGGUGAAUUAAGACAACAAUUCUGCUCUGGUGGUCUGCACUGGAACACUGAGGUGAAGGGCUGCGACUGGCCAGCGUCUGCGAUGUGCACCGUGAAGAAGCAGCAUACGACCAGCCAGCCAACGAGCACUAGAACCAGCACGACGAGUCAACCUAGCACUACCACUAGCCCACCCAGCACUACGAGUAAGCGACCAACUACAACUAGCAAGCGACCAAGCUCUACCAGCAGCAGACCUGGUAGCAGCUCCACCAAGCGACCAAGGAAGACGACGCCCAAGCCAAGUCGCAAACCAACCCAGCAACCAGCAGUGGGAAGCACUACGAAACGACCCAACCGUACCACGCGACGUCCACGGCCUCCAACCUCAUCGAGGUGCAAUGAGGGAGAAUAUUAUACGCAUCGGAACUGUGGCAAGUAUUACAUCUGUGUAAAUGGAGCCCUCGUUCCUAGUGAAUGUGGUGGAGACUUGCAUUGGGAUGCGCUGCGCAAGAUCUGUGAUUGGCCGCAGAAUGUGCAGUGUGUGACCAGCAAGAAGUAUUUGCGCAUUGUGCAGUCCAAGGCCAGCGAAGAAGAUCCCUGCAAUGGCGAGGAACGUGUUCCUUACCCAGGAGACUGCACCAAGUAUCUCUUCUGCCUAUGGAAUCGACUGCAGGCUGCAGAUUGUGCCCCCGGUCUGCACUACAAUGAGGCGUUGGGCAACUGUGAUUGGCCAGCAUCAGCGCAUUGCAAAGAAGAUGGCGGAGAAACCCCCUCUAUUGGUGGCUCAACCUCCAACAAACCAAAGCCUCCAGCCGCUGCCAAGCCUGUUCCAACCACUCAGAGACCUAGCACCACACCUAGACCAACUUAUCCCACGGACAAGCCACAGCUGCAACCACUCGAUGGUUACUACAAGGUUGUCUGCUACUUUACCAACUGGGCAUGGUACCGUAAGGGACUGGGACGCUACACACCCGACGACAUCAACACAGAUCUCUGCACACACGUCAUCUAUGGCUUUGCCGUGCUGGAUUAUUCCGAAUUGACAUUACGCACUCACGACUCCUGGGCGGAUAUCGAUAACAACUUCUAUACACGCGUUAGCGGACUAAAGAGCAAGGGCAUCAAGGUCAGCUUGGCAUUGGGAGGAUGGAAUGAUUCGCAGGGCGACAAAUAUAGUCGCCUUGUACGAAACGCUGCAGCACGUGCCAAGUUCAUAAGACACGCACUCGACUUUAUUGAGAAAUAUGGCUUUGAGGGUCUCGAUCUCGACUGGGAAUAUCCGGUCUGUUGGCAGACUGAAUGCAACAAGGGAUUCGCAGAUGAAAAGGAAGGUUUCACUGCCUGGGUGAGGGAAUUAUCGGAAGCAUUCCGACCACGUGGUUUGCUGCUCUCGACAGCGGUUUCUCCUAGUAAAAAAAUCAUUGAUGCUGGCUAUGAUGUAGAGGAACUUUCGCGCUACUUUGACUGGAUCGCCGUAAUGACCUACGACUUCCACGGACAGUGGGACAAGAAGACCGGACAUGUGGCGCCGCUGUACCAUCAUCCCGAUGAUGACUACGAUUACUUUAAUGCGAACUACUCGCUUAACUAUUGGAUAGAGAAGGGUGCGCCUUCACGCAAGAUUGUGAUGGGCAUGCCACUUUAUGGCCAGUCAUUUACCCUAGAGAAUGCCAACAAUAAUGGGCUGAAUGCCAAGGCACCGGGACCUGGCCAGGCGGGUGAAUUCACCAAAGCAGCUGGCUUUUUAGCCUACUAUGAAAUAUGUGAGCGUGUAAAACAUCAAGGCUGGGAAGUGGUGCAAGAUGAGCGCGGUCGCAUGGGACCAUUUGCGCGUAAGGGAACUCAAUGGGUGUCCUACGAUGAUCCGUCCAUGAUACGCAAGAAGUCGCAAUUGGUGCGAGCUUUAGAUCUGGGUGGUGGCAUGGUCUGGGCUUUGGAUCUUGAUGAUUUCCGCAAUCGUUGCGGCGACGGUGUGCAUCCGUUGCUUAGGGAAAUUCAUGCAGUACUUAAGGAUCCACCAGGUGGAUAUGAACCGACUCCUGGAUUAAUACCCGCCGAAGCAGAAUCUGUGGAGGAGCAACCCAUUUCUGGAGAGGUGGGUACAGCAUCGGUUGAAAGCGACGGCGCUCAGCAAACUCCGCCAGAAGAAAGCGGCGAGGCUGAAGAUGAGGAAAACGAAGGUGGCGAGGAGCAAGAGCCAGAGGAAGAAGUAGUUGUGAUGGCGCAACCAGAGCCUGCUCAACCGGAAUACUCCUCCCCCGAAGAGGCCAGCAACGAGGAGGUGGAAUCAUCGCAAGAGAACGAAGUGGAUCCCGACGACGACGUUGAAGAGGGUGAAUUUGAAAUGGAACAAGGCUAUCCUGUUGUUGGCGCUGGCACUGGAGAUGCGAAUGACUACAAGGUUGUCUGUUACUUCACCAACUGGGCGUGGUACCGUCAAGGGGGCGGCAAAUUCUUGCCCGAGGAUAUCGACGCCGAUCUGUGUACACAUAUUGUAUACGGUUUUGCAGUGCUUAACCGUGAAAAGCUAACGAUUCAGCCACACGAUUCCUGGGCAGAUUUGGACAACAAAUUCUACGAGCGAGUUGUGGCCUACAGGAAGAAGGGCAUCAAGGUGACCGUGGCCAUUGGCGGAUGGAAUGACUCGGCUGGUGAUAAAUAUGCCCGCUUGGUCAGAAGUGCAGCAGCUCGUGAAAGAUUCAUUCGCCACGUGUUAAACUUCAUUGAACAAUACGGCUUUGAUGGUCUCGACUUAGAUUGGGAGUAUCCAGUGUGCUGGCAAGUCGACUGCAAGAAGGGCACCGACGAUGAGAAGCAAGGAUUCACCGACCUAGUACGCGAAUUGUCUCAGGCCUUCAAGCCAAAUGGUUUGCUACUUUCAGCCGCCGUUUCGCCUAACAAGAAGGUCGUCGAUGCGGGCUACAAUGUGCCUGAGUUGUCGCGCUACUUCGAUUGGAUCGCUGUGAUGGCUUACGAUUACCAUGGACAGUGGGACAAGCACACUGGACAUGUGGCACCCAUGUACGAUCAUCCAGAGGGUACCACGACCUUCAAUGCCAAUUUCUCCAUCAAUUACUGGCUCGAAAGCGGCGCAGACCGCAAGAAACUCGUAAUGGGCAUGCCCAUGUAUGGACAAUCCUUCUCACUUGCUCAAUCAAAUGAUCAUCAGUUGAAUGCGCCAACUUAUGGAGGCGGCGAGGCAGGUGAAGCGACUCGGGCACGUGGCUUCCUGGCCUACUAUGAAAUUUGCUCGUACAUACAAAAACGCGGCUGGAAUGUGGUACGAGAUGCCCGUGGCCGCAUGGGUCCGUAUGCCUACUCGCGGGAUCAGUGGGUAUCCUUCGACGACGCGCCCAUGAUUCGUCACAAGAGUGAAUAUGUUCGUGCUAUGGGCUUGGGUGGAGCCAUGAUCUGGGCUCUGGAUUUGGAUGACUUCAAAAACGAUUGUGGCUGCGAGUCGUAUCCACUGCUGAAGACCAUCAAUCGCGUGCUGCGUGGCUAUAGCGGACCACAUCCCAAGUGUCUGCUGGAAAAGAGCGAGAAAACAAUGAUUGCCGGCGACAAGGGCUCUCUAGUGUCCGCAAAACCAACCGUAAACACCGUAACACCAUCACAAGCGAUUGCAACUUCACCAAAGCCUGAUACUGACCAGCCGCUAGACUGCAAUGGUCGCAACUAUGUGGCGCACGAACGUGACUGCAACAAGUACUACAUUUGCCAGUAUGGCGAGCUCAUCGAGCAGCGCUGCCCCGCUGGUCUGCACUGGAACGAGAACUACUGCGACUGGCCCAACAAUGCGCAUUGCGCUGUGCGCGCAGAUCAGACAACGCAGCCUCCGGUGGUGCAUCGUCCUAAGCCAACCACUACAACGGAGAGUAGCCGUCCUGCCACCAAGCCCACCAAGAAACCCUUUACGCCGCCCAAUAAGAAACCGAUAGCGCGUCCAAAGCCAACGCCAGCGCCACCGCUGGGCAGCAAUGAAGACUACAAGGUGGUCUGCUACUUCACCAACUGGGCGUGGUAUCGUCCUGGCCAGGGCAAGUAUGUGCCCGAGGAUAUCGAUGCCAAUCUCUGCACGCACAUUGUCUACGGAUUUGCGGUGCUUAACAGUAAUUCACUGACCAUUAAGACGCAUGACUCCUGGGCUGAUAUUGAUAAUCGUUUCUAUGAACGAGUGGUGGAGUAUAAGCAAAAGGGUCUGCGUGUCACCGUUGCCAUUGGUGGCUGGAAUGAUUCGCUGGGCAGCAAGUAUGCGCGUCUUGUGCUCGAUCCUCAGGCACGAGCACGUUUCAUUGAGAGCGUGCUGAACUUCAUCGAUAAAUACGGCUUUGAGGGCCUGGAUCUGGACUGGGAAUAUCCGGUGUGCUGGCAAGUGGACUGUGCCAAGGGUGCGCCCGCCGAGAAGCAAGGAUUUGCGGCGCUGGUGCGCGAACUGUCAGAUGCAUUCCGGCCACGUGGAUUGCUGCUCUCUGCUGCCGUUUCCCCCAGCAAAACGGUCAUCGAUGCGGGCUACGAUGUGCCACAACUGGCACGAUACUUUGACUGGAUAGCAGUGAUGACAUACGAUUUCCAUGGCCACUGGGACAAGCAGACGGGUCAUGUGGCACCAUUGUAUUAUGUGGAGGGCGAUAGCAAUCCUUACUUCAAUGGCAACUAUAGUAUACACUAUUGGCUGGACAAGGGCACACCGCCCAAGAAGCUAGUGAUGGGCAUGCCACUCUAUGGCCAAUCGUUUUCACUGGCCAAUCAGAAUGCACGAUCGCUUAACGACAAAUCCAUUGGACCAGGACAGGCUGGCACUUAUACAAGAGCUGGCGGCUUCUUGGCCUACUAUGAGAUAUGUGAGAAAAUUAGCAAUGGCGGGUGGACUGUGGUGCGUGAUGAAGAGGGUCGUAUUGGUCCAUAUGCUUACAGUGGCAAUCAAUGGGUCUCCUAUGAUGAUGUUGCCGACAUUCGUCGUAAGUCGCAAUUUGUACGCAGCCUUAAAUUGGGUGGCGGCAUGGUGUGGGCUUUGGAUCUGGAUGAUUUCCGUGGCCGUUGCGGCUGUGGUAAGCAUCCAUUGCUGCGGACUCUCAAUCAGGAGUUGCGAGGAAUUCCAGGACAACGUGCCAACGAUUGCACUUAAUAAUUCUGUUUUUAUUAAGUGACUAUACGUUUAGUUUAUACACCCGUAUUUUGCUGCUGACUGGGCUCGCAAUCUGUUUUCAAGAUUUUUGCCAAUUAGUUGUAAGCACACACACAUCGAAACAAUAAAUAAUAUAUUUAAUUUUUA
Messenger RNA from Drosophila albomicans, 7599 nucleotides. Its product is annotated as probable chitinase 10. Gene Ontology annotation, molecular function: chitin binding; chitinase activity. The coding region runs from base 55 to 7452 and encodes 2465 amino acids. The record is from RefSeq and is a predicted model, not a curated record. Gene Ontology annotation, biological process: chitin catabolic process; carbohydrate metabolic process. The transcript is spliced from 7 exons. Gene Ontology annotation, cellular component: extracellular region. NCBI's taxonomy places the organism in Eukaryota, Metazoa, Arthropoda, Insecta, Diptera, Drosophilidae.